UCUGUAUGCCUGUGACUAUAGCACUCUGAGCUUGGACACCCCAGCUUUGAGGCUGCUGCUGCUGCUAAAAUGUCUGAGACUAAUCUGAGAAUCAGUGGGGGGGCGGUGAGGUUUGGGGCGACCUAUGGGGGCAACAGGCUCUUCUCUGGGGGCAGGAGCGGUGGAGGUGGCGGCGGAGGGGCUGGAAUGGCCCUCUCCAGGUCUUUUGGAAUGGGCGGGGGUGGAAGAGCGGGACUCGGUAUGAGAGGGAUGGGGCUAGGCAUGGGGAUGGGAAUGGGUGGAGGCCUUGGGAUGGGAGGAGGCAUGGGGAUGGGAAUGGGUGGAGGCCUUGGGAUGGGAGGAGGCCUGGGGAUGGGGUUAGGAAUGGGGGGCGGAGGAGGUGGAGGCGGUCUUGGGAUGGGAAUGGGUGGACGUGCCUUUGCUCUAGGAGCCGGCGGUGGAGGGAUCAGUGCAGCAGGGUUCAGGGCUGGCGUGGCCCCACUCAGGGCUCGCUUGGGCGGCCGGGUCUUCAAGAUCGGAGGCUAUGGCUUCAACCCGUCUUUCCUGAGCUCCACCACUGCAGUGGGUGGUGACGUGGGUGUCAGCCCUGUGCCAAGCAUCGACCCCUCGCUACCCUCGCUCGACACAGUCCAGGUGACCCGCCUAAAGGAGAAGGAGGAGCUGCAGGUCCUCAAUGACAAGUUUGCCACCUUCAUUGACAAGGCUCGCUCUCUGGAGCAGACCAACGCUGUGUUGAGGGCCAAGAUCGCCAUGUUCACCAACCCGGACCAGAGCGGCCCUGCCAACACCUCCAUCCUGCUCACAUCUGCCAUCGGUACCUACAAGAUCCAGAUUGAUGGCCUGUCUGCCACCAAGGAGGCCAUUGUUGCUGAGAUUGAGCACUACAAGAGCAUCAUCGAAGAUGUCCAGAGCAGGUUUGAGGAGGAGACCGUCCAAACCAAGUCAUUAGAGAUGGACUGGACCACAUUAAAAGAGGAGGUAGACAAUCUCUACAUGAGCAUUUUUGAGCUUCAAACCAACAUUGGCGGACUGGAAGAUCAGAUUGGUCUCUCAAAGCAGGUGUAUGAUGCUAAAGUGAAGGAGGUGAGGAACAUCAUGACGGGCAGUGUGCGGUCAGCCUUCUCCAUCUCGGUGGACAACGCGGCCCAAGCCCAGGACCUGACCUCUGCCCUGUCGGACGUCAAGUCCCACUAUGAAGCCCUGGCCCAGCGCAGCAAGCAGGACGCCCUUGUUUCUGUGCAGGACAGUCUCUCCAUGAUGUCCAUGACGUCCCAGCCCAGUACCCAGACUCUGACCCAAACCAAAGAGGAGCUGCGCAUGUACAAACUGCAGAUCGACUCAGUACAGAGGGAGAUCGACAGACUCAAGACCCUGAACAUCCAGAUGGAAUCUCAGGUGGAUGAGGCAGAGUCCCACUCCAGCUCCCACACAGAGACCUAUCAGGAGCAGGUGCUGACCCUCAAGUUGCAGCUGGAUGACAUCAGAAAGCAAAUAACACACUAUGGUCAAGAGUACCAGGAACUCCUGGCCAGUAAAAUGUCUCUAGAUGUUGAGAUCACUGCAUACAAGAAGCUUCUGGACAGCGAGGAGAGCAGACUGAGGUCAGGAGGCGGCGUGACCGUGCACAUGUCGAAGACUGCCAUUGGAGGAGGGGGAGGUGGGGCUGGCCUGGCCCUGGCCCUGGGAGGAGGAGGCGGCGGCAUGGGUCUGGGAGGAGGAGGAGGAGGAGGAGGCGGCGGCAUGGGUCUGGGUCUGGGAGGAGGAGGAGGAGGUGGCGGCGGCGGCGGCAUGGGUCUGGGAGGAGGAGGAGGCGGCAUGGGUCUGGGCGGUGGCUACAGAAUGGGCGGAGGCCUAGGAGGUGGCUUUGGAGGGGGUCUGGGCAGUGGCUUUGGAGGUUUUGGAGGAGGUCUGGGGUUAGGAGGAGGUGGAGGGUCUUUCGGAGGUGGGGGAUCCUUCGGAGGCGGGAGCAGCUACAUGUCCUCCAGCCUGAGCAGCAGUGGACUCUCUUCAACAGUGUACUGAGGACAAACAGGAACGACCAGAGAAUCUCCAUCUGCCUACAUUGAGAUGGAACCCUGUUUUGGCAGAAUUACUAAGAAAGAUCAACAGUCUCAGAUUCUGUUGUGUGACUUGCCAUAAUGUAACAUGUUUAAUAUCAAUAAAAGCAGUGUUAUUUCACAA
Molecule: messenger RNA, 2181 nt
Organism: Oncorhynchus masou masou (cherry salmon)
Lineage: Eukaryota; Metazoa; Chordata; Actinopteri; Salmoniformes; Salmonidae
Exons: 10
Coding region: 70-2022 (650 amino acids)
Source: RefSeq, a predicted model, not a curated record